AUGGGUCGCCGUGGCGGGGUGGCGGGCCGGGGCGCAGAUGCAAAGAUCCGCAUUUACGAUGUGGGCGUGAAGAAGCGGGGCGUCGACGAGUUCUUCUUCUGCAUCCACCUCGUCAGGUGCGACCGCCUCGUCAGGUGCGACCGCCCGUCAGGUGCGACCGCCCGUCAGCUUGCUUUCUGUUCAUUCGCUCUCCCUCCGCUCCCCGCCGCCCCCUGUACGCUCCCUUUUCUCCCCUCUUCGCCCUCCGGUCCUCCCGCCGUCCCGCGGUGCAGCUGGGAGAAGGAGAAGGUGUCAAGCGAGGCAUUGGAGGCGGCGCGGAUAGCGUGCAACAAGUACAUGAGCAAGUACGGGGGCAAGGACGCCAUCCGCGUGCACGCCUUCCACGUCCUCCGCAUCAACAAAAUGCUCUCCUGCGCCGGCGCCGAUAGGGGCGUUCGGGUCGGGAAGUCACAGAGCGUGUGUGCGCGCGUGGCCAUCGGGCAGGUGCUGCUGUCGGUGCGCUGCAAGGAGGCCAACGCCGCUGUCGCCGUCGAGGCUCUGCGCCGCGCCAAGUUCAAGUUUCCCGGGCGGCAGAAGGUCAUUGCCAGCCACAAGUGGCAGGGGCUCUUUACGAAGAUUACACGCGCUGACUUUGUGAAGUGGAAGCAGGAGAUCAGGCUGGUGCACGAUGGAGUCAACGCCAAGCCUCACAUUCUCUCCCUUCUCCUCACUGUUGCCUGUCCCAUUCGCCCUCCUACCAUGUUCCAGCUGCUGGGUAACCACAGCCCUCUUGCUAACAGGAAGCCAGGCCAGGCCUUUCUUACCCCCCCAGAGAAGCAUGAUGUUUAA
Molecule: messenger RNA, 828 nt
Organism: Closterium sp. Naga37s-1
Lineage: Eukaryota; Viridiplantae; Streptophyta; Zygnematophyceae; Desmidiales; Closteriaceae
Source: the annotation of a GenBank genome assembly